Molecule: messenger RNA, 1758 nt
Organism: Rosa rugosa (rugosa rose)
Lineage: Eukaryota; Viridiplantae; Streptophyta; Magnoliopsida; Rosales; Rosaceae
Product: zinc finger BED domain-containing protein RICESLEEPER 1-like
Exons: 2
Coding region: 1-1566 (521 amino acids)
Molecular function (GO): DNA binding; protein dimerization activity
Source: RefSeq, a predicted model, not a curated record
AUGUCUAGGGUUCCAUUAAGUGAUGCUGAGGCAGCUGAGCAAGAGGAAAGAUUUCAGAGGGCACUUGCUGAGUACAUUGCUGAUCCAGACACUCCACCUAACCUUCUUGAAGGCGUUGGAUUUAGAAGAUUUUUGGAGGUGCUUAACCCGCGGUUUAAGCCUAAUUUCAAAGAGGUUGGGAGUGAAUUCUGCAAAAUCUAUAAGGAAAGGAAAGCGGGAGUUAAGGAAUUCUUGGGAAAAUUUGAUGGAAUGAUUAGCUUGUCGGUGGAGAUAUUGAGGCAUGAAAAUCCUAGUAACGGCUUCUGUCCUGAUGAUUACUUGUGCCUCUCUGCUCAUUUUGUUGAUGAGAAGUGGAAACUGCAAAAGUGGGUGCUUCACUCUCGUGGUCUUAUGCUUAAGGAGGAUUUGGGCCCGUCUGCUGUUCUUUAUGACGAUGAUGAUUGGGGUGUUUUUAGGUGGCUUGAGGAGUUUGGCAUUGAGAAGAAGAUAUCCACACUCGCUAUGAUUAAUGAUGAUGUUGGCUACGAUCAAUUGGUUGGGUGCGUGAAGAAUCACAUUCAAGAAAAGAAGGGAAUCCAACUUAAUGAUCAGUUGUUUCGUGUGUAUUGUUUUGAGGAAAUGAUAGCCACAAUGGUGCAGGGUGCAUUUAACAAGAUUAAAAAAAUAGUUGACAAGCUAUCUUUCUUGUGUGGUUUUGUAUCUAUAACUCCUGUGUGGAAUGUGACAAAUUCCCAUCUAAAAGAAGCUCUGGAGUUAUGGUCAGCGGGAGAAUACUCUUCAGUUGACACUGAUGUUGUACCCACCCCUGAGGAAUGGAAGAAAGUUGAAGGAGUUUGUAAGAUCGUAGACAGCAUAUAUGAAGUGUCAAAUGCUUUAUUUCAAGCAAAGCAACUGACUGCUAAUGUUUAUCUUUAUCACCUACAUGAGCUUCAUGAAAUUCUGACCCAAGCAUCGGUUGACUCUGAUAGUUUUGUUAAUACAGUAGUUAAGGGUAUGUUGAAAGCUUUUGACAGGUAUUGGGAUAAAAUGUUCUUGCUGUUAGGAAUAUCUGCAGCUCUGGAUCCUCGGUUUAAAAUGAAAUACGUCGAAUUUGCUUCUUCCAAAGUCAAGGGGCCGGAUGGAAGCUCACAAGCUGCAGCUGUAUUGGGGGCCUUUGACAAACUAUUUGAUGAAUAUGCACUCCGUGUUUCUGAAAAAGUGAACUGCACAAGUGAAUCAUCUGCUUCUGUAUCUGAUUCUGAAGGGGCUACUCCAAGACAUGUGAAUCAUACAUUUAGUGUGUUACAAGACUACGAGAAGUUCACUCAAUUGAAAGGCUAUCUGGAAGAACCCGUCUUACCUUGGAGUAAGGAUUUUGAUGUAUUGGCUUGGUGGAGCACUGCAGGCACCAAGUAUCCUAUUCUUUGUAAGAUUGCACGUGAUUUUUUGGCCAUUCCAGUUAUGCUUGCAACUUCACAUCAGGCAUUCAGUACUGGACCAAGGCCAGCUGAUAGAAAUAUGGUUCACAUGAAGCCCAACACACUGCAUGCCUUUAUGUGUGCUCGGAGCUGGUCUCCUAGGCAGUGAAAGAAAUUUAGGAGGUAGUAUGCUUGAUGUCUUGAAAGGUUACAUUUUGUCUUUUUGCUGCUGUAACCUGGUUUUCGAUUACCUCUCUUCUCGAAGGCUUUGGAUUAGUUCAGUACUUCAGUUAAUCAAGUGGCAUGGACAGCAAGCUUUUUGAACUCCAUUAGGAUUGAAUAUCUAAGUUUAUUUCUUAUG